AUCUGUUCCCAUUGGAAACGACAGGCGGUGAUAUAUCCUGGGUUACGACAAUGCCGUUGACGAAUGGAAAGCUGCAUGCGCCAUUACGCAUGAGUUUACACUACUUCCUCGUUUACAAAGCCGUACGACUCCAACUAAAUUACACGUUUCGAUUGUUAAGGAGUGGGUGCAGUGGAAACCACACAUUUUUACCUAUCAGACAGUUGAACAUCUCUCGUAAUAGAAUGGACAGUAAGAAGAACAUUGAAAAUAGGUCGAUUCACUCGGACAACGUCGAGGAAGUUCAUAACGUGCCAAUGGAAGUUAUCAUACGACCAAUCCCUCCUCUACUAGAUGAGUCCAAAGUUCAGAGCCUUAUGGGUACAAUCCAGGAAUCUACAGACAUCAGCAUUGUUCCUCCUAUUGAUAUACUCUGGAUCAAGGGCAGGGAAGGAGGGAAUUACUACUACUCCUUUGGAGGCUGUCACCGGUUUGAGGCAUACAAACGGUUGAAAAUGAACACCAUUCCAGCAAAGAUCUUCAAAUCAAAUGUUGCAGACCUACGCACUUACUUGGGCUCUUCAACGCCAGACCUACAUUGAAGUUGGGGCGGUAGGGUAGGCUAGUGGUUAGAGCGUUGGACUAGUAACCAAAAGAUUGCUUGCCUAGUUAAAUAAAGGUUAAAAAAAGUUGAAUUAACAGAGGAUGGUUUUUGAGUCACAGUCAGUAUGAGGACUGUAGAUGUGGGUAUACUCUACACUGAGUGUACAAAACAUUAGAAACACAUGCUCUUUCCAUGACAGACUGACCAGGUGAAAGUCCACUUCAAUCAGUGCAGAUGAAGAGGAGGAGACAGAUUAAAUAAGUAUUUUUAAGCCUUGAGACAAUUGAGACAUGGGUUGUGUAUGUGUGCCAUUUAGAGCAUGAAUGGGCAUCAUGGUGCACCAUGCCUGGUGCCCCAACUUGAGUGUGUCAAGAACUGCAACGCUGCUGUUUUUUUCACACUCAUCAGUUUCCUGUGUGUAUCAAGAAUGGUCCACCACCCAAAGGACAUCCAGCUAACUUGACAGUUAAUAUGGGCCAACAUCCCUGUGGAAUGCUUUUGACACCUUGUAGAGUCCAUGCCCUGACGAAUUAAAGCUGUUCUGAGUGGAAAAGGGGAGUCAAUAUUAGGGAGGUGUUCCUAAUGUUUUGUACACUCAGUGUAUGCAAAUCAGGGGUUUCAGUCAUAAUUGUGUGUAAGUACUGGCCAGCAGGUGGAGAUGUGACUGUUUUAUAUCAUGCCAUUAUAUGAAUUUACCUCAUGUAUCACCUUUGAUGCCGAAAGCUGGAAUAUUAUAUUUCCACAUACAAAUAGCCCCAAUUAUCUAUCAUAUAUAGAAUAUUUUUUUUUUUUUAAAGAUUAAGAGAUUAACUUAAUUUGAAGUUGUAAACUUGCUUAUGUCCUAUACUGGCUGGUGUUUCUAUCUGCAAUGUAAAUGUGUAAGUUAAAUGAUUAUGAUGCAAUUAAAGACAGUGUAAAAGUCAACAACAAGACUUAAAUAAUUUAUUGAAGUCUGUGGAAGAUUUGAACAAAAACUUGAGUUAACCACACAAAUCUAAAGUCAGAAUAUGGCCCUGCAUCUCCAUUAGUCUGUGAUAUGAGCUCAUGGACAGGAUGAUGGGAAGAGGUCAAGGGUCAGUUUCCAUAAGAACAGAGUGCCUCCAAGCUCCAGACCAGACUUACUGGAAAAAUAGUAAAAUAGUAAAAACAGGGUUAACUCGCUCCACACUACAGGAUGCUAUUUUGAGGCAUGCAUGCCCCCUUCCUCUCUGUGGCUGGCCAUUGGUCUUACCCAGCCAACCAAAGUCUGUAAAAAGGACGCCUUUUGUUAACCUCGUAACCUCCUCUAGGUUGUGUUUGCCAUAGUGGGCGAGGGAUGAUGUGUUUUUUUUAGCUUUCUCAGGGGAUGCGUGGCCGAAGGUGAAUUCAUAAGGAAGGAAACCUUCACAACAAGGCCCCAUUUUCCUCUUGCUCUUUGAUUUCUAAAUAUGUCUUGACAUAUUUCUGUCUAAUGGGGUCAUUUCUGGAUGUUAUUUAUGUCCAUUUAGGGGCAAUAGUUCUGUAUAUCUCCAGAGGCAAAAGUUCAGUAUAGUCUCUUCAAGGACAAAGAAGUGCAUCGCUUUGGUAUGCAGGUUUAUGUACAGUUGAAGUCGGAAGUUUACCUUAGCCAAAUACAUUUAAACUCAGUUUUUCACAAUUCCUGACAUUUAAUCCCAGUAAAAAUGACCUGUUAGGAUCACCACUUUAUUUUAAGAAUGUGAAAUGUCAGAAUAAUAUUAGAGAGAAUUAUUUAUUUCAGCUUUUAUUUCUUUCAUCACAUUCCCAGUGGGUCAGAAGUUUACAUACACUCAAUUAGUAUUUGGUAGCAUUGCCUUUAAAUUGUUUAACUUGGGUCAAACGUUUUGGGUAGCCUUCCACAAGCUUCCCACAAUAAGUUGGAUGAAUUUUGGCCCAUUCCUCCUGACAGAGCUGGUGUAACUGAGUCAGUUUUGUAGGCCUCCUUGCUCGCACACGCUUUUUCAGUUCUGCCCACAAAUUUUCAAUAUGAUUGAGGUCAGGGCUUUGUGAUGACCACUCCAAUACCUUGACUUUGUUGUCCUUAAGCCAUUUUGCCACAACUUUGGAAGUAUGCUUGGGGUCAAUGUCCAUUUGGAAGACCCAUUUGCGACCAAGCUUUAACUUCCUGACUGAUGUCUUGAGAUGUUGCUUCAAUAUAUCCACCUAAUUUUACUUCCUCAUGAUGCCAUCUAUUUUGUGAAGUGCACCAGUCCCUCCUGCAGCAAAGCACCCCCACAACAUGAUGCUGCCACCCCCGUGCUUCACGGUUGGGAUGGUGUUCUUCUGCUUGCGAGCCUCGCCCCUUUUCCUCCAAACAUAACGAUGGUCAUUAUGGCCAAACAGUUCUAUUUUUGUUUCAUCAGACCAGAGAACAUUUCUCCAAAAAGUACCAUCUUUGUACCUAUGUGCAGUUGCAAACCGUAGUCUGGCUUUUUUAUGUUGGUUUUGGAGCAGUGGCUUCUUCCUUGCUGAGCGGCCUUUCAGGUUAUGUCGAUAUAGGACUCGUUUUACUGUGGAUAGAUAUUUUUGUACCUGUUUCCUCCAGCAUCUUCACAAGGUCCUUUGCUGUUGUUCUGGGAUUGAUUUGCACUUUUCCCACCAAAGUACGUUCAUCUCUAGGAGACAGAACGCGUCUCCUUCCUGAGUGGUAUGAUAGCUGCAUGGUCCCAUGGUGUUUAUACUUAUUGUUUGUACAGAUGAACAUGGUACCUUCAGACGUUUGGAAAUUGCUCACAAGUAUGAACCAGACUUGUAAAGGUUUACCAUUUUUUUUCUGAGGUCUUGUCUGAUUUCUUUUGAUUUUCUCAUGAUGUCAAGCAAAGGGGCCCUGAGUUUGAAGGUAGGCUUUGAAAUACAUCCACAGGUACACCUCCAAUUGACUCAAAUGAUGUCAAUUAGCCUAUCAGAAGCUUCUAAAGCCAUGACAUCAUUUUUUGGAAUUGUCCAUGCUGUUUAAAGGCACAGUCAACUUAGUGUAUGUAAACUUCUGACCCACUGGAAUUGUGAUACAGGGAAUUAUAAGUGAAAUAAUCUGUCUGUAAACAAUUGUUGGAAACAUUUCUUAUGUCAUGCACAAAGUAGAUGUCCUAACUGACUUGCCAAAACUAUAGUUUAUUAACAAGACAUUUGUGGAGUGGUUGAAAAACGAGUUUUAAUGACUCCAACCUAAGUGUAUGUAAACUUCUGACUUCAACUGUAAGUUCACAGGUAUUUGUAAAUGUGGUCACAAAGAAAGACCUUGCUUUGAAUGUGCCCUUGCUUGAUAAGUUGUGUCAUUAGAUCACUCAGGGUCACUGACAAAAGGCUCUGAUUAUUAUGGCUCUCGUCUAUACAGUAGGUUCUCAUGUAAAGCCUUUGAUAUAAAGGUAGCCAAACAGAAAAGGAGAGGGUGAUUAAAGAUCAGUCCAUUGCAGAUCACUACACCAAGAUAAGGGUCUCCAUCCAUCCAUAUCUCUAGUCUUUGCAAGCUCAGACCUGCCUCUUCGCCUCCCUCUGCAGCCGUGGAGGAAGUGAAGGGAGACUGGGGGCAGCUUUUGCUGAAUAGACCUAAAGGACUGUAAAUUUCUCCAAAGAAUCGUCGCGUGUGAGACGAUUUCCUGUUGCUCCCUCACUGUCUGGAAGUAACCAUAUCCUCACAGGGUUCUUGACACGCAAAACCCUUGUUCAGAAUUUUUUUUCUUAGCGUCCAUGGCCUUUAGAGAUUGCACCUGUUACUUUAGGGGGUUCAUUCCAUGGGUGCUAGAUGCUUUAUCUUUGAGGUUUUAUACGAUAUGGGGAUCAGGUUGGAAAGUUGAAGGAAGUGUUUAUUUAGAGACAGAGUGUGCCAUUCUUUCUCAUUCUUGCUGUUUCUGCUGUUGCUUCUAAAUGGCCAACCAUACAUUUUGAAUUAGUAACCUCUAGUAAUGCAGUGUGUUCUAUGUUAACUUCUUGAUCACUGGUGGGUCUGCAACAUGAUCCAUUCCAGUUGUGAAAUAAAAAAAGUU
This is a messenger RNA of Salvelinus fontinalis (brook trout), 4563 nucleotides long. RefSeq names its product sulfiredoxin 1 homolog (S. cerevisiae) (gene srxn1). Gene Ontology annotation, cellular component: cytoplasm. The record is from RefSeq and is a predicted model, not a curated record. Lineage: Eukaryota; Metazoa; Chordata; Actinopteri; Salmoniformes; Salmonidae. Gene Ontology annotation, molecular function: sulfiredoxin activity. Gene Ontology annotation, biological process: cellular response to oxidative stress. Bases 51 to 581 code for a protein of 176 amino acids. The transcript has 2 exons.